UUCAGUUAUUCACUAUUAUCAUUUAUCAGUACGUAAAAAUUGAAAUGUCCUGCUAACUAAUAACCUUCAAAUAUUUUUUUUAACAAUAAAACGUAAAAACCUAUGAUUUGUGUGCUAGGAGACAACUAUGAAUUCACUAUAAACCAAAUUAUUUGGAACACCUUUAUAACGAUUUAAAUAUAUUAGUUUGAACAUGAAAAUUAACUAAAAUCUUUUAUUGAAUAUUUACAAACAAUGGCUGGUUCAGUGAUUUUAGCUGGACUUGGAAUGGCUGCAGUAGGUUAUGCUGGGAGAUAUAUACUUAAGCAAAUGCCAAAUGCUUCAAUGAAAUUUGCUGAAGCUGUAAAAAAUUUACCUAAAUUUGAUGCUGAAAGCUUAGCAAACUCGAAAUACUACAAAGGAGGUUUUGAACCCAAGAUGACAAAAAGAGAAGCUGCACUUAUCUUAGGAGUUAGUCCUACAGCAAAUAAAUCUAAGAUACGAGAAGCUCAUAGACGUAUCAUGUUACUAAAUCACCCAGAUAAAGGAGGGUCACCAUUAAUAGCGGCUAAAAUAAAUGAAGCUAAAGACCUCUUAGAAAGUGGAAAAUCAUAAAUCCCCUGUGUAAUGUUGCAAUGUAUAAUAGUAGUUUAAAAUGUUUGUUUUAAUAAAAGAUUAAUUAAUAAAAAUAAAAA
Messenger RNA from Pieris rapae (cabbage white), 674 nucleotides. Its product is annotated as mitochondrial import inner membrane translocase subunit TIM14. The transcript has 3 exons. Gene Ontology annotation, molecular function: ATPase activator activity. NCBI's taxonomy places the organism in Eukaryota, Metazoa, Arthropoda, Insecta, Lepidoptera, Pieridae. The record is from RefSeq and is a predicted model, not a curated record. Gene Ontology annotation, cellular component: PAM complex, Tim23 associated import motor. Gene Ontology annotation, biological process: protein import into mitochondrial matrix. The coding region runs from base 235 to 594 and encodes 119 amino acids.